UGUCAUCAAUCGUGACAUUAGUGACAGCAGGUAAGCUCAAGAUCGUGUAAAAAGUCAAUAAUUCAAAUACAAUUAGUAUAAAAGUGUAAGAAAAUGUACAGAAGUUAGUUAAUUAGGAAAGAAGAAGGCGAUCAGAUAUCAUAAUGAAGACUUUAUAAAUAAUUUUAAAAAAUGUUUGCUUCCCUGAAGAAUAAAAUACGUGAAGAGACCGGGAGUGAUCUAUCAAAACUAACAGCUAAAAUAACAUCGUCCACUGUCCAGAAAAUAGACUCUCUGCGGGGAAAAUCUCACCAGGGUUCAACUUCCAGCCUUAACUCUAUUGUAUCCUCUGAUGGUUUCAGAGAAGAUGGACCCAUUGAUCCGGAAGAAUUUAGAAAAAGGAUAUCGAAAAUCGAGUCUGAAUUCGCUAGGAAACUUGAACAGAAGGAACAGGAGUGGCGUGAGAUAGUUAGUGAGAAAGACAGGCAGCUACAAAAUUUAGAACGGGAGAAAGAUGAAGCGUAUCGCCAGAUAUCUAAUUUGAAAGAAUCCAUUAAAAUAGCAGAAGAAUAUAAGCAAAAAAUAUUGGAGCGUCAGGAAAACAAUGAACAGCUAGAGAAUUUACAAACUCAGGAGUUGUCUAAAGUGAAACAUUUAGUGUUGUUAAGAGACCAGGAGUUGGUUGAAAAGAACACUGCCCUAAAAGAUGCCAAUACCCAAUUAGAUAAAUUGAGAAACGAAAUUUCGAGGUUGAGACGACAAGAAGAGCUUCUUAGUGAUGUACAGGACGACCUGGAGGCUCUCCGACAUUCCAGUUCGAGGGACAUAGCCCAUCUCGCCACCGAACUUGCCAAAAACGAGCAGGAGAAGCAGCACCUGUCAGAUUUAGUAGUGAUCUUGAGGCAGAGCACCUCCAACGAGGGCUCCCUGGACGAGAAGGUGGUUUCCGAGAGGAAACUGCUGAAGCAGCGGCUCGAGGAGGCCCAUAUGCAACUGGCCGAUAUCAAGAUUUCUUGGAGCGAUAAGAUCGCCUCCCUCGAAACUCAGGUGGGUCGACUGAGUCGGCAGGCGGCCGAGGAGGGUUCGGAGAGGAGACGUGCCGUGCAAGAGAAAGAGAAGCUUUCGGAUAAGGUGAAACAGCUGGAGGCGGAGCUGGAGUGCAACAAGCUGGACCUGAACAACAAGGAGACAAAAAUAAAGAGAUUAACGGAGGACGUGAACGAGCUCUCCGGCGAACUGAAAUCGUUGAGGAACGAUAACGAGGAAGAGAUAACGUUUCUCAGGACUGAACUCGACAAUACCAAAACAGAAUUAAAAGUAGUUAGGAAAAAUUUAGAUAAUACCGAAAGCGAACUGGACAAGAUCGAGAAUGAGUGCGGCAAGCUUAAGUUAUGCGUCGAUUCCGAACAUUCAACCAACUCUUCCCUGAAGCAGAUGAUCACCAAGUUGGAAAAGGAGCUAGGAGAGGAACGAUCUAAUUCCCUGAAUGUACAGAAGACCUUAUCGAGAGUGACCUCGGAGAAGAAUACUGCUCUCUUACGAAACGCCGAAAUUUCCCAGCAAAUGGAGCUGGUGAAACAGGAGAUGAGACGGCAAGAAAUGGAUAUGAACGAUUUACUGAACAAGCUGACCCAGUUGGAAGAAGAAAACGGUAAACUGAAGGAAAGCACGUUGAUACAACAAAAACUAAACAAAAACAUCGUCGAACUGGAGGAUCAGAUUUCUGAGAAAAACAAAAAUAUCAAAAUGUUGCAACUCCGACUGGCCGACAUGAAGAAGACCCUCCAGCAGGAGCUGAGGACACCGGGGAAUCCAAAUUACCACAGCGACCUCCUAGAAAGCAAUACAGUAGCGGUAUUAACGCCUUCUCAAAUUUCUACCCGGAACUUCCCCAGUGUCGUGCGUCGGGAUGAGGACGAUGUUAAUUUUAAGUAUUUAAAGCACGUCAUUAUAAAAUUUUUAACCAGUAGGGAUUACGAGGCUCAACACCUAAUAAAAGCAAUAUCCACCUUGUUAAAAUUCACUGCAGACGAAGAGAAACUGAUACAAGACACGUUGGAGUGGAAGAAGUCGUGGUUCGGCAGCAAGCCUAAGAUUUCUGUGUCGCAGAAACCAAAGAAUUUUCCCCAUAGUUGAUGGUUGCUUUGAGACUACUUGAUUUUUCUCGGGGACUUGUGAGACUACGGCUUCAAGCGGAUAUUCCAUGAUUUUAACGCCUCUUUCUUGAGCCAAUAUUUUAUUGUAUUUUUUUAAUCUACUGUCUUUCGUUUAAGUCGAAACUUCCAGUUAUUCCUAGGCAGUGAAAUUUAAUUUUAAAGGGUUAAAUAGCGGGAAAAGUACUUGUCAUCGCUUUUGUAUUUUAUCAUUUUUAUUUCUGUGACGCAGUCUUGUGUUAGUGAUAUUGUGUACGUUCCAAAAAUUUAAAAUUGUACAUAAUGUAAAUAAGUGAUUGACUAUUUGUAAAAUUUUCAUAGAUUUAUC
Messenger RNA from Anoplophora glabripennis (Asian longhorned beetle), 2460 nucleotides. Its product is annotated as golgin subfamily A member 1. The transcript is spliced from 7 exons. The coding region runs from base 172 to 2115 and encodes 647 amino acids. Gene Ontology annotation, cellular component: Golgi apparatus. NCBI's taxonomy places the organism in Eukaryota, Metazoa, Arthropoda, Insecta, Coleoptera, Cerambycidae. The record is from RefSeq and is a predicted model, not a curated record.